This is a messenger RNA of Etheostoma cragini (Arkansas darter), 4683 nucleotides long. RefSeq names its product sprouty homolog 4 (Drosophila) (gene spry4). Gene Ontology annotation, cellular component: cytosol; membrane. The coding region runs from base 316 to 1464 and encodes 382 amino acids. The record is from RefSeq and is a predicted model, not a curated record. Gene Ontology annotation, biological process: multicellular organism development; negative regulation of fibroblast growth factor receptor signaling pathway; animal organ development. The transcript is spliced from 2 exons. Lineage: Eukaryota; Metazoa; Chordata; Actinopteri; Perciformes; Percidae.
ACUCACUUCCCUCCCCCUCGGUGGUUGCAACAUCAUAUCCAAAGCCCUGCGUCCACAACGGCAAUCGCCUUUACGCACCAGCAAGUGGAUAAUCGUGCAGGAGACCCGCUCUGCUUUCGCAUUACCUUGUUCACAUUAUUUCCCAGCAUUUGGACUUAUCUUUCCUCAACCUCUGUGGAGCUACUCACUCGCUUGGACUGGACUAUAGCCUGCGCGCAAACGUCGUGCGCAACGAAGAGAUGAGAAUUGUGUCCUAAAACCACAUUUUGCUAAAUGCUGCUUUAGAGUGAAGACGUGCAAGGCCCCAGCCUACACAUGGAGUCCAGGGUUCCCCACCACAUCCCCGGAGUGUCCUCCUCCAUCAUAUCUCAGCCCCUGCUGGACAGUCGAGUGCCCUACGGCCGACUGCAGCACCCUCUAACCAUCUACCCCAUCGACCAGAUAAAGUCCUCGCAUGUGGAGAACGACUACAUAGACAGCCCAGCCAUCAUAUCCCAGCAGCCUCCGAGCCAGAAGUCUGUGAAUCGAAGAAUCACCUGGCUUGGUCAGAAUCAGGAGGCCUUCCUGGGGGCAAACCACAACCAUCAUCACAAUCACCAACACCAGCACCACCAGCAGGGCAGGUGCGAGCCCCACCCUCACCAGGAUAACACUACUCACCCUUGGAUUUCCUUUAGUGGGAGGCCCAGCUCUAUCAGCAGCAGCAGCAGCACCUCGUCGGAUCAGAGGCUGCUGGACCACGCUGCGCCCAACCCAACAGUGGACCACCACCCAAACCUGCACCCACACCAGGGCCCCGUCAACACAAUCACUACCCAAACUCCAGGGUGCUUCACUUCCGCUGAAUCAAAAGUCCUCACCUCCUCUUCCUCUGCUUCCUCUUGCUCCUCCUCCUCUAAAUCGCCGGACCUCAAGUCUGCAAAGAUGCCUGCAGGAGGCGUGUGCACCACUGGAGGCCAGCAGGGGUUGGCGCUGAUCCCUUCCUCCCCGGCCGAGAAGAAGCAUCUCAUUCUCUGCGAGCACUGCGGGAAGUGUCGAUGCACGGAGUGUACGCUCCCCCGAACCCUACCCUCUUGCUGGGUCUGCAACCAGGAGUGCCUGUGCUCUGCUCAGAGCCUGGUGGAUACAACCACCUGCAUGUGCCUGGUCAAAGGGAUCUUCUACCACUGCACCGAGGAUGAAGACGAUGAGGGCUCCUGCGCCGACAAACCCUGCUCGUGCUCCCAGGCUAACUGUUGUGCACGCUGGUCCUUCAUGGCUGCCCUUUCAGUUGUCCUGCCUUGCUUGGUCUGCUAUCUGCCAGCUACAGGCCUGGCCAAACUGGGACAGAAGUGUUACGACAAUGUUAGCAGGCCCGGCUGCCGCUGCAAGAACUCGCAGGGUGGUGUGAGUGCCCCUAUGUGUAAAAACGGUGGCAUGGAAGCAAAAGUUGGGACAUUAGAGAAGCAGCAGCAGGGGUCAUGAUAGUGGCUCAAACCGGCUAGCAGUGGCCUCACUGAAAAUGGACAGGACAACACAGUACUUGCUUGCUCUCUAUGGAUAGGACAGUCCAACACCAACCCCUUAAACUACCCCAUUAAUCUGCUGGAAGGUGACUUAUGUAAAACAAAAGGUACUUAAAUGGCUUCUUGACUUAUGUUUGAUAGGAUGGAUACUCAAAGGGGGCCUGAUCUGAGAGAGUUGGCUAGUAUACCAGCUACCAGGUCCACUGAGAUGUGAAGAGUGACUGAAGAAGAAGAAGAAGAAGAAGAGACUAGAUUGAUGGACUGGUGAUUGUGUUAAAAAGAUGGCUGAAGGCACAAAGUCAGUGUACCUCUCUGCUGCUCUGUAUUUCUCAGAUAAUUUUGUAAGGGUAACCAACCAGAAGCUGGUUUGCUGAUCCUCGGAUAUUGUAAAAGUUAUUUGAUGAAGAUAAAUAUCUGUACAUCCCAUCCCCCAAAAGCACAGCCCAGUGUCCCUCAAGAACAAGUGAUUACAUGUACUGGGGUUUUAUGAUAGGCCACUGCAAGAGUAAAACCACCACUUACUCACUCGCUCCACUAUUAUGAUGAUCACCAUCUUUAAGUGUCACCAAUAUUUUUCUCUUAGCUUAAAGAUGCUAGCUUGGUAAUGCUAACAUUAUAUCUCUAAUCUCCAUGGAGGAGCUGUAAAAACAAACGUUUUUUUUUUAGAAAAUAAUAGUAAUUUCCCAUAGCCUUAUAAAAGUCUGUAUUGUGCAUAAGCAGUUGUACAGCAAGUGACAGAGAGUAAACACUUUACAGUGUGUUUCCUAUUUUGGGGGGAUGAAGCCCGGAUAUUCUAAAAGAUUUUGAAUGCUGUUCACCAAUCACCUCAGAGGUAAUGCAUGUCAUGACUUGCAUGCUCUAGUCUAAUGGUUACCCACUGUGCUAGAAGUCGAUGUGUCGUAGAGAAAUGUGUAAAAAAAAAAAAAGUACACCCAACCUUCUCAGGGACUAUUUCAGUAAUCCUCUCUAGAACUUGGCUUACAGCAUGUUGAUUUCUAAACUGCUGAAGAGCCUGGUCUACUUCCUCUUUGCACAAGAAGGCAAAGAAACAUUUAGGGGCAAAAAGGCAAUAGUGAAUAAUUUAAAUAAAGUAAGCUAAGUGGGAGACAAACUGGCCAGAAAAUAAUGUUUCCAGAGAAGAGGAGAUGCAAGUGAUAGAGAGCAAAACGAGGGAGGGAAGACAUAGCAAAGUUGUUGUUGUGUUUAGUCAGUAUCCAGUCAGCCUUUGUCAAAUUCAAACCUGCCACUUGCACAAACUUUUAGGAAGACGCAAACCCCUUAAAGGAUGUACUAAAGCACAGUAUUAACCCAUUCAGCUAUGUCACAUUGAGUUUGCGCGCACAACAUUUAGUCCACACCUCCUUUACACAGUGUCUUCAUUCAAUUCUAAUCAUUAUGCUGCAUAGCUGCAUUAAUCAGAUAGUCUGUCUUUUAUUCUUAAAGUAUAUUUUUGUGGCUAGCAUGAUGUUCUUAGGACUUUGCCAAAGGAAGCUAGCAUACAGUAGCUUGUUUUCACUGACUCAGUGAUCACUGUUGUUAUGCACUCUUGCCAAAUGAGGUUGACGGCAGUUGGUUAGUAAAGGCAUGCUGCCCUUUAAUACAGAUGGCCUUUUCUGUUUGGCAUACUGUCUUUGUUAGCCAUGACACACACCUCUUUCAUUUUGGACCCUUAACUUCCAUUAGGGUGCUUAACUUUACCUGUAUUUGUCUUGUUGCACAAAGCUGAUAAUCACACAGGAAAAUAGGAAAGAAAAAAAAAAGCUGUCCUUAGUCUUGAAUGUAUGAGGCAAUAUUUUCAAAACCUAGCAAUUCCAAGUCUGAGAGUAAGGUGCCAAAACUGAGAAUGAUUGUGUGACUGGGCAAAGGCCUAAUACAUGUAGAUGGGUGGCAAAAAUCACAAAUGUUUUGAGAAUAUAUUUAGUAAUAGAGCUAUGCAGGUGAAAUGUUAUUUGCUGUAAAUAGUUUCACAACAUUUGUGUCCUUUAGAAGAGACUUUUAAAUGUCCUUGAAAGAUUGCAUGGUACGUUAUAACUACAAUUCAGUACAAAAUAUAUAGAGAUUAUAUUAAAUAUAUAUUUUGAGGAUAAGAUUAAGAUGCUUUCAAGGUUGUGUGGAGGAAAAAAGAAAGGGAGGGUGGUGGGAGGAAGGUCUGCAAAGGGGUAACAAAAAUGACAGGUCUUUCUAUCACUAGCACUUGACUUAAAAAAAGUGUGCCCAGCAAUAAAAAAGAAGAAGAAAAAAACUCCUGCUGUUUAUGCUAUCCAUGGCUCAUUAGCAUUCGAGAGGCUAAGCUAAUUCCCUGGUUCAUCUCCGAGUCCUAAAGACUGUGGACUCAUUGAAUCCACACAGGGAACACAAUCUACCCCUAUACGGAUCAACCCAUUUCCUGCUGUUACUGCUCAGUUUCUCAGCUUUCGCCCCUCUUUUUCUCUUUUUUUUUGCUUUUUUCCCCCCUUCCUCUCUUCUUCACUGAGAAAUAUUCCAACAAACACCCUGGCCUUGAUUGACAAACACAGCUGCUGUGCAUAAACUUGUCAUACCACAGAGACGGGACAGAAAGACGAGUGUGUCUUUCAGUCCGUGUGUCCGUCCCCCCAUCUUUGUUGGUCCUCUUAAAUUGUAGUUCUGUGCAAAUUACUUAACCAGUGGACCUCUUUUUUCAACUGUCACUGCCUUUCUUUUCUCUCAUUCCUCAGCUCUGUCACUGCAAGAGCGAUGCUUUUUACUUCUAUACUUUUACAUGUGAUCGCUAGCCUGUUUAAGGUGUGGAAUAAUCAUCCAACAACGACAACUCAAUGAUUAAUACUUUUUUUAUCCUUUGCAACAAUGCUGUGACUUUUACACACCCAUACCCCUGUAUUGCUCAAUUGCGGGCACUGAUUAUUUUUCAACCCAAACAAGAGGAAAAGUCUCAGACAGCUGGGUGAUGCUACUCCAUUCCUUUAUGCCUUUGCAAUGUCAAUGGUGAGGAUUAAGUACGAGAUCUGUGCUUUUGUUUUGUUUAGAUAUAACAAAAAGAAAAAAAAUCUCUCAUAUAAAAGGUUCCCUUUAUAGAUAUAUUUAUUUUGAAGUUCUAUUUUAUAUAGUAUUUAUUUAGAUGCCAACUUUUUGUUUGUGAAGAAAGCUUAUGUUGAAAUGGAAUGUACAUUGACAAUGGAAAUAUAUAUUGUUAAAUAUA